CAAAGGCGGAACACUUUAUCGAGUUCUUUUCAGUUGAAUAUCCGAAAUGAAGGCUGAAGUAUAAAUGCUGUUGCAACACAUCAAACCUCGAUCUUAAAAAUCAUCAUCUGAAUUUGAAUUCAAAUCUCACACACCUUUUUCAAUCAAGGCUGAGCUUUUUAUUCAGUUCAACUCACUUUCAUUCACUCAUAAGAUCAAGUCCUGGCGUCUUGAUUCCGAACAAGUUUUCCUUUUUCAAACAAACAAAAAAAAAACGUAGGCUGGUCCUACAUUGAAGGAGCGAUUGAUGAACAAUACGUAAAAACAAUCACUUUACUCGGUCCGAUUUAUAGAAGCAUUCAAGAUGUUUCGCUCAUUUUCCAUUCUUCUCGUCCUUCUUUCGAUACUCUCCUUUUCCACAACUUCAGCACACAAGAUUCUCCUAAGAAGACAUUCUUUCCUCUCAACUACACGUCCCGGUCAUGAAAACUUGGUGAAAAGAGCAUCAGCAGAAGAACCUAGAAUGAUAAGGAGAACGAUCGAAAAUGAUCUUUUAUUCUCCUCUUCUUCAAUUUUAGCUCCCUUAGAGGUCGGAACUCCUCCGCAAAACCUUUUCGUACUUUUGGACACCGCUUCUGCCGAUCUUGCAGUAUUUGGAGCAGAUUAUGCAGAUCAAUACUCGGAUGGAUCAGCGAGUACGACAAACGACGAAAGCAAGAUAGGACCUUCAUUUGAUUCUGGCGCUUCUACAUCCUACCAAUCCAAAGGUACCAAAUUUAAAAAUAAUUAUGGAUCAGGAAGUUCGGCAACUUCUUUUACCGCUCUUUAUUCUACCGAUACGAUCUCCUUUCGGGAUAUGACUUUGGUCAAUCAGCCUGUGGGAGUGAUUCAUAGCGGAAAUGUCACUUAUGGACCGGCUGCUUCGGGAAUCAUGGGAUUGGCAUUCGAAGCUGCCAGUUUAGGCUUACGUGCAACGCCUCCCGUACAACAAUUACUCUUCUCCAAAGCCCUUAAGGCGCCUGUGUUCUCGUUUGCUCUUAUGAGACCAAGUGUUGCCGCUGAACAAACUUCAACUUCUGGAAUCACUCAACCCGGAGGCAUUUUCACCUUGGGUCAAAUCGAUAGCGAUCAAUAUCAAGGACCGAUCGGUUGGUCAUCAGUUGUAAGCACGACGCAAGGAUCAGACAUUCCGCACAAAUGGUUGGCAAUGUUGGACUCUGUGUCUGUCAAUGGAAAUGUUGUGCCUGAUUCACAGGGUAUCGUGGCCAAUUUUGAUACCGGGAGCAGUGUUUCCAGAGGAUCUGUUCAAUUGAUCGAUGCAAUCCUUGCACAAAUACAAAACGUGUACAAGGACGACUCAGGCAAUUAUUACGUUCCAUGCGGAGAGAACAUGCCGCCAGCAUUUAAUAUGACUAUUUCGAUGGGAGGUGUUUCGAUCCCGAUUGAACCGAUGGACAUGCUAUUCAAGACAGCACAAUUCAACAUAAACGGAGGUACAUACUGUUUCUCUACUUUGACACCAACAAGUUCGGACGAGUAUGAUAUCCAAAUUGGAGAUGAUGUAAUGCGAUCAUUAUACGUUGCCUUUUCCUUCAAUCCGCCAAAGAUUGGAAUUGCUGCCCAGUCUACCAACGUUCACAAUCAAGGUGCCGUACCCUCAUACGAUUUCACAAAAACACGGACAUUAGACAUGUCUUCACUUUCACAACCACAAGCAACGGGUUUCAGUAAAGUACAGUGUACACCUGUCCCUGCGACAGCAACUGAUCAUGUAAGCAUGGUAGGAUCAACUUCGAUUGCCGUCGGAGGAACGUAUAUGCCUACGUCUAAUGUAGGACUAUCGAUGGAAACUGUUCGACCAAGUAUGAUUCCGACACAAAUUGGACCUGUUGUUUCAGCAGCAGCAACCAAUGCGGCAACAGAUGGAAUAGAACGAAAUCCAUCAACAGUAAAGGGUAUUCAAGCGAUCGAUAAUUCCCCAAAAUCAACAUCAUUUGCAUCUUCUGCUUCUGCAAGGAUGUCUACCUCUGCUGCAUCAUCAUGGACUUUCACGCCAAUCAUCAUUUGUAUGGUAGUGUUGCCGGCUUUGUUCAUUCUUUAGAAAGUCACUUUAGCAUCAUCAAUCUUUUUAAGCAUCAGCGCAUUCUCAUUUCGGACUUCACCUUUAAAUCAUCAUUAGCAUUCUUUGUACUUUUAUCCAUUUGAACUCUUUCGUCUUCAUUCAAUCAAUCCUACUGGAUAAACAGCA
Messenger RNA from Meira miltonrushii, 2227 nucleotides. Its product is annotated as acid protease. NCBI's taxonomy places the organism in Eukaryota, Fungi, Basidiomycota, Exobasidiomycetes, Exobasidiales, Brachybasidiaceae. Gene Ontology annotation, biological process: proteolysis. Bases 344 to 2080 code for a protein of 578 amino acids. Gene Ontology annotation, molecular function: aspartic-type endopeptidase activity. The record is from RefSeq and is a predicted model, not a curated record. The transcript has a single exon.